CGCGGUUUGGCUUGUUUAAUUUACAAUUGUCAAAGCGUCGUUUCGCGAAAUUGGGAAACUGGAUGUAAUUCUGCAAAAAAGACACCGUAAUAUAUAUACAAUUAUAUGGAAGAAACAGAAGAAGCUGCAACUCAUCGUGACGAUGGGGAGCAACCUGGUUGCAGUAAAAUUUUGGCAGACCAACACCAGAAACAAGAAGAUGAAGACCUCGCCAACAUAGUAACGGCCGAGGAAUACUUAAUGCGCAAGGACGUUGUGCUGUUGGAUUACGAGAAACAAAUGUUCUUGGACAUGGUCCAUGCAGAUGCUCUAAUGGUUUGUGCCAAGGGCAUUACAUAUCAACGAGUAUUAUUUAAUAUACUGAAGGCUUACAGUGAUGCCGGCAACUUAAUAUUGGUCAUCAAUAGUUCUGAUUGGGAAGAAGAGUACUACAAGAAUAGGCUGGAAAAGAAAUACAUACACGACGUGGCCAAUACUGCAACAGAGAGAGAGCGAGUAUAUUUGGAGGGUGGCGUACAAUUUAUCAGCACACGAAUUUUGGUUGUAGAUUUGCUGAAGCAAAGAAUUCCCAUAGAACUAAUAACCGGCAUCGUAGUAUUGCAUGCGCAUACCAUAAUUGAAUCCUGCCAAGAGGCCUUCGCAUUACGCCUCUACCGACAACGCAACAAGACUGGUUUUAUCAAAGCCUUCUCCAGCAGCGCUGAGGCUUUUACCAUAGGCUAUGGACAUAUUGAGCGUAUUAUGCGCAACCUGUUUGUGAAGGAACUUUUUAUUUGGCCACGUUUCCAUGCGGUGGUGCAAGCUUCGCUGAAGCCUUACGAGGCACAAACCAUCGAAUUACAUGUGCCUUUGUCCGAGAAAAUGAAAUUGAUGCAGACACACAUUUUGGAUAUCAUGAACUAUUUGGUGAGGGAAAUUAAGCGCAUAAAUCGCACAGUGGACAUGGAGGAAAUAACGGUAGAGAAUUGUGUUACCAAGAAAUUUCAUAAAAUACUGCAGGCCCAAUUGGACUGUAUAUGGCAUCAGCUGAACUCGCAAACUAAGCUCAUAGUGGCCGAUUUGAAGAUACUCAGGAGUCUUAUGAUCUCAACCAUGUACAAUGAUGCUGUGAGUGCUUAUGCCUUGAUAAAACGAUAUAGGACCACAGAAUAUGCCCUCAGCAACUCGGGAUGGACCUUGUUAGAUUCAGCCGAGCAGAUUUUCAAGUUGUCCAAGGAAAGGGUGUUCAACGGGCUAGGAGAAUUUGAACCUGAACCCUGCCCAAAAUGGAAGUACCUCAGUGAAAUAUUAAAAGUUGAAAUACCUGCCGAUAUGAAACGCACCAAGCCAGAUUGUUAUGAUCCACCUAAAGUACUCAUUCUCUGCCAAGAUACUCGCACUUGUUAUCAGCUAAAACAGUUUCUAACCCAAAGUGGAGAACGAUACCUAUUGUAUACGGCAUUGAGGCAACAAAUUCCUGUGGGUAAACUUGGAAAGUCUUUCGAACAGAUACAAGCAAACAAAGAUUUGGAAUUGUCUUUGCCGCAGCCACCAAUGAAGUCAUAUUCUCAAAAGACUAAAAAACCGAAUUUGAAGGACACAGCUCCAGAAACUGAUGAAACGCCAAAUGAGACGCAGGUGGACGAGUUAGCUCAGCUUUUGACUCAGGGUGAUGUGGAAGUCAUGGAGGCUAACUAUUUCCAAGAAAGCUAUAUGCUAACCAUGACCCAGACUCAAUUUGAUGAUUCGGAUUUAGGUCAAAUGAACGACAGCGGCACUGGAGCCGACACCAGCGUGGAUAACUCUGUGUUUGAACCUUUUCCGGAAAUGGAGAAUCUCGAUAUAACAGCGGCAAUAGCAGCAAGGAAACAACCCUUAAUUUGUCUGCAAACAUUUAAAACGGAAAGAGAGGGAUCUGCCGCUCUCGAUAGGGUCUUGGAGGAGAUAAAUCCACAGUAUGUUGUAAUGUAUCACUGCAAUGUGGCCGCCAUCAGACAGUUGGAAAUUUACGAAGCUCGCCAGAAAAGAAAGCUCAAGGAUCGCAUGAAAGUCUUCUUUUUAAUACACGCCCGCACAGUUGAAGAACAGUCAUAUCUUACCAGCUUGCGUAGGGAGAAACAGGCUUUCGAAUUAAUCAUAGAGACAAAAAGUAAAAUGGUUAUACCAGACUAUCAAGAUGGUAAAACCGAUGAGGCUUUUAAUUUGUAUAAAGCCUACAAACACCCUGAAGAUGCUGUGGAAUCUGCCAAUGCCCAAAGUCGCAAAGCUGGUGGUCAAACAAGCAAACUGGGCGAAGAAGAACCUACACCCAAAAUUAUUGUAGAUAUGAGAGAAUUUCGUUCGGAUUUGCCAUGUCUAAUACAUAAAAGGGGCAUUGAAGUUCUGCCUGUUACAAUAACGAUUGGCGAUUAUAUUCUUACUCCAGAAAUAUGCGUUGAGCGCAAAUCUAUUUCUGAUUUAAUCGGCUCACUAAACUCAGGUCGUUUGUACAAUCAGUGCAUACAAAUGCAGCGAUACUAUGCCAAGCCCAUAUUGCUGAUUGAGUUUGACCAGAAUAAACCCUUUCAUUUGCAAGGAAAAUAUAUGGUAUCCCAAAAUACAAGCACCACCAAUGCCGAUAUCGUACAAAAACUGCAGUUAUUAACUUUGCAUUUUCCCAAAUUACGUUUAAUAUGGUCUCCAAGUCCCUAUGCCACGGCCCAGCUCUUUGAAGAAUUAAAAUUGGGCAAAGAAGAACCGGAUGCAAAACAAGCAGCUGCCAUAGGCGCAGAUGAUAUAGGGGCUUAUGAUGAUUUGAAAUUCAAUGCCAAUGUCUAUGAUUUCCUUUUAAGAUUGCCAGGUGUUAAUACCAAGAAUGUGCACAAGCUUAUGCGCCAUGGAGGCAGUUUAAAAGAGUUAUUAAAAAAGUCACAGGAUGAGCUCGUGGCACUUUUGGAUUCAAAAGAAAAUGCAAAAUUAUUAUGGGACAUUUUGCAUGUGGCCCACCUGCCGGAAAAGGAUGAAGUGUCUGGUUCGGCAGCUAUUUUGGCGGCUAGUAAACAAAUGGGCACUCAUUCUCGUUUUAGAAGAGGGGCGGCAGCCAAUGUGGGUGCCCGUGGUGGUGGUGGAUAUAUGCGUAGAUUUAAGAACUAGAAUAUAAAAUGGUACUAUAAGCAAUAGCCCUUACAUGUUUGUUACGAUACUAAAGGAAAUAUUUUUAAUUACAUUUAUAGCACAAGAAAAAAACCCAGCCAAAACUAACUCAAGCAAUCAAGAUAAGCUAUUUAAGACUAGUCUAAGUGAGGAGAAUCAAAGAUAAAAUAUGAAUAACAGAACCAAAAUAGCAAGAAAAAGAACAAUACCAACAUCGUGAGGUAAGUGACUUUUUUUUCCCUUCGCUGCAGAUGAAAUUUAUGUAAAUAGACGUAAUCCCCUGAUGAAGUUGCCAAAAAAGUGACGCAACCUUGGGAUAAAAAGCUCUAACUCUAUAAUUCAGUAAGUAAAAUACAAUCAACUAUAACCAUAGCUUGACCAAACCAAGCAACGAGAAAUUUCUUGUUGUUGUUGUAGUAUACAUUUCCUAGAAUCAAUUUGGUAUAUAUGUAGUACGUAUGCUUGACAGUUUUGUACUUGAACUUCUCAACGUUUAAGGAAUGUUAAUGCCUUUCCUAUCCCACUGAUAAUUAACAAUCAAAUGGUUCUCCCCAUUGAAUCUAUGUGUGUAUGAAACUGUCAUUACCAAGUCAUGCAUAUGAUUCUUAGCAUAUGCAUACAAUUUUAAUUGGAUAUUUGAAGUCUUGGCAUAAUUGUGUUCAAUUUUUAAAAGGCAGCAUGAUAAAACAAUUGUGUGUGGUAUGUGAUCUACUGGCUGUGCACUACUUACAAAAAUUGACAGGUAGAUAAGUUAAAUACAAUAAUUACACAUUCCUCAAACAGUGUUCUGGUUUAACUAAGCUGCAAAGUUUCCAAGUGUUAUUGUAUUGUGAUGGAAAUUGUGGAAAAUAAGACUUAUUAUAAAGACACACGGUUUCAAGAUUAUAAAACGAAUUGCUUGCAGAAAUAA
Molecule: messenger RNA, 4021 nt
Organism: Stomoxys calcitrans (stable fly)
Lineage: Eukaryota; Metazoa; Arthropoda; Insecta; Diptera; Muscidae
Gene: mei-9
Product: DNA repair endonuclease XPF
Exons: 8
Coding region: 106-3111 (1001 amino acids)
Biological process (GO): nucleotide-excision repair involved in interstrand cross-link repair; double-strand break repair via homologous recombination; resolution of meiotic recombination intermediates
Cellular component (GO): nucleotide-excision repair factor 1 complex
Molecular function (GO): damaged DNA binding; single-stranded DNA endonuclease activity; single-stranded DNA binding
Source: RefSeq, a predicted model, not a curated record